AUGACUAGUUCAGCGGGGCCAAGAGGUUUGCCUGGUGUUUCCGGCAUUCCUGGCAUUCCAGGUAUCAAUGGAUCGCAAGGUCCCAUUGGUCCCAAGGGUGAGCAGGGCAUUAAUGGCUCCCAAGGCAUCCAAGGCCCUGCCGGACCAGCGGGGCCAAGAGGUUUACCUGGUGUUUCCGGCAUUCCUGGCAUUCCAGGUAUCAAUGGAUCGCAAGGUCCCAUUGGUCCCAAGGGUGAGCAGGGCAUUAAUGGUUCCCCAGGCAUCCAGGGCCCUACCGGACCUCCAGGCGGUGAUGGGUCCCAUGGGGUACCAGGGCCUCCCGGCCCGCCAGGACCUCCCGGCCGGCCAGGGCCUGGAAACCUCAGUUUGUGUUCUUACAAAGAGAAAACGAGCGGCGGUGUUACCAAAGGUGACCAGGCACGCGCUACAGUUAAUGUAAAGGAGCUGCAUGACGUGAAGAUUAUUGGUGUGACUUGUUCAUCGAACGAUGCUGUAGUGCAUACCUUAAAAAGCCAAGUCAACGGAGGAUCCCAAAACUUUAUUUGCGUUUGUCGAGGAAGUAUGAACACAAUCGGUGUCGACAAAAUGUUUUGUUAUAUCCACUAUUGGGAAUGUCGCUUGAUCACUUAA
Messenger RNA from Pocillopora verrucosa, 630 nucleotides. The record is from RefSeq and is a predicted model, not a curated record. NCBI's taxonomy places the organism in Eukaryota, Metazoa, Cnidaria, Anthozoa, Scleractinia, Pocilloporidae.